This is a messenger RNA of Colletotrichum orchidophilum, 9666 nucleotides long. Its product is annotated as peptide synthetase. NCBI's taxonomy places the organism in Eukaryota, Fungi, Ascomycota, Sordariomycetes, Glomerellales, Glomerellaceae. Gene Ontology annotation, molecular function: catalytic activity; phosphopantetheine binding. The transcript is spliced from 7 exons. Gene Ontology annotation, cellular component: cytoplasm. Gene Ontology annotation, biological process: secondary metabolite biosynthetic process; amino acid activation for nonribosomal peptide biosynthetic process. The record is from RefSeq and is a predicted model, not a curated record. Bases 1 to 9666 code for a protein of 3221 amino acids.
AUGUCUGCGACCACUCUUCCAGAAGACAGGAUUCGAGUUGUAAUCAAUCAGCUUAGGACUCUCAUCUCCAACAUUUUGAUGGUCCCAAAUGAGAAUAUUGACGAUGCAUCAUCGUUUGUAACCCUUGGAGGAGACUCAUUCAAGGCUGUUCAUCUCUACCAGAAAUGUGCUGAGCAUGGCUUGGGUGUCCGGUUCCAGGACAUACUUCACAAAUCUUUGAGAGAUGUCGCCUCACUAGCUUCCAACCACCAAGACGGCUGUACUUCAAUCCGGCAAGUCAAAAAGGGAGACGAAAGAUUUUCACAAAUGCCUCUUGGCUAUGACUUCGCCAAGAUAUUCAACGAGCUGCGGGAAAACUACAAUGUGGACGUCGAUGCUAUCGAAGACAUCUAUCCUUGUAGUCCCAUGCAAGAAAGCAUGUAUAUUGGCCAGAAGAUGAUCUCAAAGCGACUUUACCGUACACGUGGGCUUUUUGAAGCACAGGAACUUGACUUGGAUCAGUUUCAGGCAUCAUGGAAUGAAAUUGUCCACCGUCAUCAAACUCUCCGAACUGUCUACGUGGAGGCUUCUGAGUUCAACUCGAGCCGCUUACUGGAUGCCGUCGUCCUGAAAUCUGGACCGCAGUCAAUUAUCAUCGAGCACGUGGAGGAUUUGGAAGAUAUUAGUCACCAAUUCACGAACGGAGAUCUCGAGACAGUCAAAACUGACCAAGAUGGGUGCCAACACCAAAUCACAAUCUACGUCUCUGCUCGAGAACCUACCGGUAGUCGAGUCUUGUUUCAUAUGGACUUGAAUCACUUGACCGUAGACGGUAGCUCAUUGAUGAUAAUCAUAGACGAGCUGGUCAACGGGUUGCAGUGCUCUCGGCAACCUGGUCCAGCGCCAGGAUACGGGAGAUACAUCGACUAUCUACAGACUCAGGCUGACGAAGACGGCGCACUUGACUAUUGGGUUGAUUACCUGGACGGGGCAGAGCCGUGUUUUUUUCCGGCUUUGGACGACAAUAAAACACAGGCAGGCAAUGCUGGAUCUUUCCAAGUCGCGGAGAUGCCUCUCACUGUUACGCUAGACGACAUCCGCGCCUUCUGCCAAAAGUACAAUGCAACCAUAUCAAAUGUGCUGCAAGCUGUCUGGUCUCUUGUCUUGUACACUUACACAGGCGAUUCAGACAUUUGCUUCGGAUACCUCUCCUCAGGGCGAAGUCUGCCUAUCCCCGGAGUUGCCCAAAUCGUCGGGCCAAUGAUGAAUUUGCUUGUCUCCCGUGUUGGUGGUGUGGAUACCAUGUCACUCAAAGAUCUCCUUGAGACUUUCAGAGAUGAUUUUCUCAACGCGCUGCCACAUCAAUGCUUCUCCAUCAGCAAGGUACAGCGUAUCCUCGGAACCAACGAAACGAAGCUUUUCAACACCAUCAUGACCUCGUAUUACUCACCUUACAUGUCCGGCGACAGCAGCAGUAGCUUAUUCAAGCUAAUCGCAUCGCAUAAUGCCUCAGACUUUGACAUCGUGCUUAAGGCCGUUUACUCGGACUCGGACAUUCGAGUGCGGCUCGCGUACUCGAUAGCUGUAUUGUCGCCGUCAAUGGCGAGCAGGGUCUCGCAUACCUUCUCAAGCAUCUUGUCAAGGUUGAUUGGGAUGGAUAACGCACAAGCUGCUGUCAACUCGACAACCGCAAUAAGCUCUUGGGAUAUGCGCCAAGUCACAGCCUGGAAUUCACACAUGCACACUCCCCUGCUCAAAGCUCAAUCGACUUGCAUCCACCAACUUAUCCAAGAACAAGUUCGGCUGCGGCCCACUGCCCCGGCUAUCCACUCUUGGGAUGGGAACAUGAGCUAUAAAGAGCUUGACGAAGCAGCUACGAUUGUGGCCCAAGAGAUCUUAAACCUCGGCAUUGGACCCGGAGCUUUCGUUGCGCUUUGCUUCGAGAAGUCGAAAUGGUAUUCUGUGGCCCUUCUCGGCGUCUUGAAGAGUGGCAACGCCUUCUCGCCUGUUGAUAUCUCGAAUCCUGAGACUAGGCGAGAGGAGAUUCUGCAGCAGCUCGGAAUUUCCGAAAAUUCUGGCUUGGUCAUUUGCUCGUGUAAGCAGGCACCAUCGAUCAGACAUUUGGCUGGCCAGAUUCUCCAACUCGAUCAGGAACAGCUUGAGACGUCCAUGUCAUCAAGAGUAGAGCGUGGCGGUCCGCUUGUAGCAACCUCUUCUGACAGCCCGGCAUACGUCGUUUUCACCUCUGGAUCUACAGGAAAGCCAAAGGGAGUCGUCGUGGAACAUGGAGCAUAUGCAUACGCAGCUCAGGCUCACAGCCCAGGAAUACACAUCCAAUCCGGUUCGAGAGUCUUGCAGUUUGCUUCCUAUGGCUUUGAUACUAGCAUGGAGGACCAUCUUACAACUUUCUCCGUAGGUGCCUGUCUAUGUGUUCCAUCUGAGGAAGCCAGAAUGAACUGCUUAGAUCUAGCGGAAUUUGCAAAGAGAUCAGAAGCAAACUGGGCACACCUCACACCCUCAUUCGCCGAAAUGUUCACUCCAGUCACACUGCCAACUGUGAGGACAAUGGUUCUUGGCGGAGAGGCAAUGACUGCAAAGAACGUCCAGAACUGGGCCACGCCCCAAACAGAACUCAUCCAAGUUUACGGACCAUCAGAGUGUAGCGUUACUAGCACGAUCAGUUCGCCAUUUUCUCAAGGAAGCAACCCUACCAACAUUGGAUUUCCGGUUUCUGGGUGCGCAGCAUACGUUGCUAGGCCAGAUGAUCCAAAUAUGCUUCAAGCCGUUGGCGCAGUGGGUGAGCUCCUGAUGGAAGGACCGAUUCUCGCAAGGGGUUACCUGGGUGACCCCAUGAAAACAUCGACCUCGUUCGUUCAAGGCCUCGACUGGGCACCUAGAAAGAGACUUUACAGGACCGGCGAUCUGGUCAAGUAUGACUCUUUUGGGCACCUCCACUUCGUUGGGCGUAGAGAUGGUCAGGUCAAGCUAAGGGGUCAGAGGAUCGAGCUAGGAGAAAUCGAAAGACAGUUGGUCCUAGAGCCUCGGGUGCGGCAAUGCGUCGCGCUUGUUCCCAAGUCCGGACCUUGCGCCAAGAGAUUAGUGGCUGUUGUCACACUCAAUGACCCAUUUUCAGCGCCGCCCAUAAGCAUGUCGGUAUCGCGUAUCGAGAUCCUCGACGCACCUUGGCUGAAGCAUAUCGACUGCAUGAGGGGGUUCCUCCUCGACAAGUUACCGCCCUAUAUGAACCCAGAGCUGUGGAUCAUUCUAAUGGCCAUGCCGAGGAAUUCCUCCGGAAAAUUAGAUCGCAAACGCGUGACCAAGUAUCUCGAGAACCUCACCCCUGACGAGUUUGCCAGCUUACUACCUCGUAUGGAUGACGAUAGCCCUGAAAGACCGGGUACAGAACUGGAAAUAAGGUUGAGAAGUAUCUGGAGUGAAGUUUUGAAUAUCUGUGAGGAUGAGAUUUGCUGGAAUACCUCAUUCUAUCAUCUUGGCGGCGACUCUAUCUCAGCAAUUACCAUCAGCAGUAUGGCGAGGCAGAUUGGAUUGAACAUCUGCGCUGCAGAUGUCCUUCGAUACCGAUCAAUCGAACGAUUGGUGAAAGCAGCCAUAGGAGCCGUCUCGCCAGCCUCAGCUCAAGCCAACACAUCCGAAGAAUCGGCAGAUAUGCAGGCUUUCACACUUUCCCCCAUCCAGAAACUCCACUUUCAAGCUUCACCCAAGGGAGAUGCUCUUGAUCAACAGACCGUGUUGGUUGAAGCCACCCAGAACCUGGAUCAACAGGACUUGUUAAAGGCUUUGGAAUCUAUUCUCAAGACUCACCCAAUGCUGUGUGCGCGUUUCAAGUGCCACAGCAAAGGCGAAUGGACGCAACAACUUCCUGUGAGAUCCGCUAUCAGCAUGGUCGACUGCUGUCGCCUACGGUUUCACAGUCGCGGACAGCUCGAUUACGUUGUGGAGUGCAUCGCCGAGGCCAAGAGAUCACUCGAUCUUACUAAUGGUCCUCUAAUGGCUGUUGACGUAUUCGAGGCCAACUGUCGGACACUACUAUCAAUGACAAUUCAUCACCUUGUUGUAGAUGCAGUGUCUUGGCGGAUACUCUUGCGUGAGUUGGAGUCAUACCUCCGUCUUGGAACGCCGAUUUUAGCCGAGACAACGUCCUUCCAGCAUUGGACUUUGGAACAACAACGAUUCGCAUCGAGUCUACUUCCUCAUGAUGUUCUGCCUCCGUCGUCACAUGCAAUUGUCACUGACUUAUCCUUCUGGGGAAUGGCAAAUAACAGAAACUGUUUCGGGGACUCUAUCUGUCACACUAUCACUCUCGACGCGAGUGUCUCCGAAGCACUAUCAGCGCAAGGAAACGCUGGACACGGCACUCAAGAUAUUCUGUUGGUGGCUGUGAUCGAGUCAUUCGUUGAGAUAUUCGGACGGUCACCUGCCCUGUUCAGCGAAGGCCAUGGACGAGAACUCUUUACACCUGCCGUGGACCCAUCCAACACUGUUGGUUGGUUUACGACUUUCUCUCCUAUCACUGCACAAGAUCACGGCGAUUUCCUGAGCGGCAUCCGCAAGUUUCGCCAUAUGACCCCCCUAAACGGCUUGGAAUACUUCGCGUCACGUUUCCUGAGCAAGGCUGGUGAGGAGGCAUUCAAGCACCAUUAUCCCAUGGAGAUCACUCUCAACUUUCUCGGGGCUUUCCAGCAAUUCGAAAAGAAGGAUUCCUUGUUCAAGCCAUGCAACGAUGGAUUCCAGGAGAGAAUUUUAAGUCUCAGACAUCAGCAGCGUGCGGGUUCAUCCAGAUAUGCCCUAAUUUCAAUCUUGGCUUCCAUCAAGGACAGUGAGCUGUCUUUACAGGUUGAGUGGAACUCUCGGAUGAACCACCAAGAUCUGUUGGUAAAUUGGCUGCAUCAGUUGGAACAGAGUCUGAAAAGAUUUGUCUUCAGUUUCGCCAAUAUGCACCAGCGCUUGCCACCAUCGCCUUCUGAGAUAAUGGUUUCUUCUAUUGGGCUUAGACGCAAGGAACUCAACACCAUUCUUGGUCUCGCUCAAUCACGCCUUGGCAUCACAACUAGCGAGAUAGAAGCGAUUUUCCCUUGUUCUCCGAUUCAGGACAGCCUCAUACUGUCGCAGCUGAGAAGUGUGAACAAUCAGUAUACCCAGCGCUUUCUCUUCAAACUGUCGGGGUCAACACCGCUCAACCCUGAGGAUCUCUCCGCAGCCUGGAAGCAUGUUGUUGCAACACACCAAAUCUUGAGAACCGUUUUCAUUGAGAACGAGUCUGGGAGAUUCUUUCAGCUCGUCUUGAAGGCUGUCAACGUGGUGAUUCAGAUCCACAAGCUUCGAAGCGAGGGUGACCUGCCAACGCUAUGGGCCGAGCAGUCUUCCUCGGUUGCACCAGAACCUUUGAGCGGUAGAAUACUCCACAACCUCCAGAUGUACACCGCAGGUGACGGAUCGGUCUACUGUCUUUUGGAAAAAAAUCACAUCAUCACUGACGGCACGACAUCUCGACUCUUGAUUCGAAACUUCCUGGCUGCUUUCGACGGCCGUCCACGACAGGACACCUGCCCGUACUCGAACUACAUCGACUGUGUCCAAAAUCAAGACACCGCUGAAACUGCUCAAUACUGGUCCCGGUACUUGAAUGGCGCACCAUCAUGCCAGUUUCCAGUACUUCGCCAGCAUCGACCGUCAUCAGCUGAAAUGCUAGAGUUUACCCGCAAAUCCUCCAUCAUUCCAGACAUGGGCACUUUGAGCUCGACAUGUCGAAAAUUGGAUCUCACUGUACCCAUUAUCUUCCAGGCGGCGUGGUCCGUGGUUUUGUCAACAUACAUGAACUCUGACGAUAUAGUCUUUGGCCUUCUUGGCCACGGGCGAGACAUCCCAAUCCCGGGGGCGUCAGAGAUCGUUGGCCCGAUGGCAAACGUUGUGCCCGUAAGAGUACAACUGGGCCCGAAGAGGAAAAUCUCGGAGAUCUUGACUACUUUACAAGAAGACAACAUUGGACAUCUUUCUCGACAGACUGUUUCCUUGGCGCGAAUCCAGCAUGCAGCCAGGCGCAGUGGAGAUGCUUUGUUCAACACGAUUCUCAACUUUCAGAAGACUGGCGCAGCAACGGCAGCGGGUAGGAUCAAAUCGGAACUGCUUUUCGCGCACGACACAAGCGAGUACGACAUCGCUUUGUGUGUAACUGAGGGCCAAGGUCAAUUCCAAAUUACCAUCGAGACCCCAACCCACUUCAUGUCCGAGGCCCAGUCAGAGAGACUCUUAGCAAACUAUACAAAAGCCUUACGCACCAUAAUCGAUGACCCAGAAGCCCAAACGUCGAACAUGCACCUUGCCAGCAACCUAGACCAGAUUCAGCUGGAGCAAUGGAACUCAUCUCCGCUCGAGACCAACGAACAUUGUAUACAUGACAUGAUAUCGGAAACGGUGUACCGACAGCCAUCAAAGCCAGCCAUAUGUGCCUGGGAUGGCGAGCUAUCGUAUGCCGAGGUAGACUUCCUCUCCACGAAGCUCGCGGCCCGACUUCAAGCCCAGGGAGCUGCGCCAGAAGAGAUCGUCGUUCUUUGUUUUGAGAAAUCUCUCUGGGCAGUGGUUUCAAUGCUUGCAGUAGCGAAAUCCGGAGCGGCGUUCGUUCACAUUGAUCCAAAUGGGGCCUCGAAGAGGAACCAGUCUGUGAUCAAGCAGACUCGGGCCAGGAUUGGUCUAUCUUCACCGAAACAUUCCGAUAAGCUGAAAGGCCUCGUUGAGACGCUCGUCGUUGUCGACAAGACUUUUACUGAGAGUUUACUAAGCUCUUCGGACAGCGAUUCGCUAUCCCGUGGCGUAACACCGCUGAAUACACUCUAUAUCAUCUUUACAUCGGGAACAACAGGGACACCAAAAGGGGUAGUGAUCCAGCACAAGUCAUUUUGCUCAGCAGCGGCUUCCAACAGGUCCUGGCUGCAAAUCAAUGCCGAUUCCCGCGUGCUGCAGUUCACAAACUUCUGCUUUGAUGCGUCUCUAGAAGAGAUUUUCACCGUCCUCGUUGCCGGCGGCUGCAUCUGCAUCCCGUCCGAAGAGGAGCGUAUGUCCGACAUCCCUGGGUUCGUCGCGCGGAAGCAGGUGAACUGGGCCGCAUUCACGCCAUCUUUUCUCCGAACCCUUGAUCCCAAUGAUCUGGAUUCAGUGAAAUUCAUCACCGUCCAUGCGGAACCGAUGGGGCAGGAUCUUGUGGCUCGUUGGGCUGGGAAGAUUCAUAUGAGACCCAGCUACGGGCCGACGGAAUGCUCAGUGACUAGCACCGUGGGGAGCCCGUUCAACGUGGACACGGAUGCUACGAGUAUUGGACUGCCGGUUGGUUGUCGCGCUUGGGUCGUUCAUCCGGAAAAUCACCACCUUCUGAUGCCCAUUGGGGCUAUUGGCGAGCUGCUUCUUGAUGGACCAAUAGUUGGCAAAGGCUAUCUUAACGACGAGGUGAAGACCGCGACCGCUUUCAUCGAGCCUCCGUUAUGGGCAGCUGGCAAGAACUUCUCGUCUGAAUAUGACAGCGGUAGUCCACGGAGAUUGUACAAGACUGGUGAUUUGGUCAGGUAUGCCGAAGACGGAAGCUUGCUCAUCCAGCGUAGGAAGGACCACUCCCAAGUCAAGAUCCGCGGUCAGCGUGUUGAGCUUGGUGAGAUUCAAUAUCAUCUGAACAAUCUCUCUGGGGUAAUUCAACACAGCAUGAUCUUGGUACCAGAAGUAGGGAACCUCGCAGGACGUCUCGUGGCAGUCGUGAGCCUGACGGUCCUGGCAUCGAAACUCGAAGCACACGAUUACAAUCAGGGCGUUGCUAUCGUUGAGAAGGACUCCCUCAGCCGAGAGAUGUCUCAAAAGCUGGAUAAUUCGAUGCAUGAGAUUGCCUCUGCGCUUAAGAGGGAGCUGCCUCAGUAUAUGAUUCCAGAAACCUGGCUCAUAGUCAAAAGCCUUCCGGUCCAACUGUCACUCAAGCUGGACCGACAACGGCUAAUGAACUGGGUGGGUCAAAUUGACCAGCAGACAGUUUUAGAUUCCCUUGAUCUCCAUCGGAUCGACGGUCUAGAUCACCAAUGCUGUUCUCCGACUGAAGAGACUUUGAGAGGCAUAUGGGCAGAAGUCCUCGGCCUCGAAUCUCACCGCAUAGCACUCGAACAAUCAUUCUUCAGGCUUGGGGGAGAUUCCAUCUUUGCGAUUCAGGUAAUGAGACUCUGCAAAGCAGCCAGCCUCAACGUCACAACGCAGGAUGUUCUUGCCAAUCCCACGAUCAGGCUUCUGGCACAGACCAUUUCAAAGCGCAUGGCCAAACACGAAAUGGGUCAGGCCCACCCUGAAUCGCUGAGCAAUUCUGCCUCUUUGCCGCAGUCUAUCCUGAAUCCCGACAAUGUCGCGGCCUUGGUCCCCUGCUCGCCGUUCCAGAAGAGGAUGUAUCAAGCAUUUCUUGGCAAACCUCAGAGUCCCUAUUUGUUCAACAGCCUUGUUGAGUUGAACGACAUCAAAGGCUCUUCGUCUGUUGACACCAGCGCGCUCCAGAGAGCGUGGCAGCAGACUGUCAGUCGACAUGCAACACUGCGGACCGCAUUUAUUCAGGAACUCGCCUCGGGCAACGUCUUCCAGAAAAUACUCAAAAAUCACAAAGCCGAUAUCUCCGUUUCGAAUGUCAAGUCGGAGGACGAGGCCAAGAGUAAAAGCAGACUUCAUCUCAACUUCGUUCGCUCGAAGUUGUUCAACGACGACUCGCCGCCAGUUUCAGUCCGCCUUUUUGUCACUGCCCACAGACAGACGUUUGUCCAUUUCGUCAUGGGACACGUACUGAUUGACCAUGUGAGCUUGGCCCACCUCUUCUCCGAUUUCAUCACGUUCUAUCGGGGCCAGAAUCCAGGAGAAGCGCCAUUGAGCGGCUUCCAUGACUAUAUCGAUCACAUCAACACCUGUCGUCGUCUACAGGCAAGCAAUCAAUAUUGGGUCGAUAAACUUCAGAACUUGCCGCCCUGCAUGGUUCCCGUAGAGUCAAUUACAGGUACAGAUACCGGCUCGGACCCUCACGUGAUUGAGUCCAUCAAUUUCUCGAUAGACAUCACGGCAAAGUUGAAGCAAUUUCUCUGCGAGGCCGGGGUAACUCUGUCCAACCUCCUGCAGUUCACCUGGGCAAUGCUCCUCCAUGUAUGCACUGGCCACUCAAUCAUAUGUUUUGGUCACCUAGUCUCAGACCGAGACAUUGACUUGCCACACGCGCAUGAGAUUGUUGGGCCAAUGCUAUCAAUGAUGGUCGCCUGCGCUAGCUUGAGCGAGGCAACGCCCAUUCUCCAUGCUUUGCAGGAUUUUCAAGAUGAGAGCAUCCGCAGCCUGAGUCACAAGACCUUUGAGCUGAUUGAGGUUGAGCGGCAGCUAGGGUGCGAAGGCACGGGGCUUUUCAAUACUUUGGUCAACUAUCGGAAGAUCAAGUACUCGAAUGAUCUUGAUAUUGGGUUCCGGUCCAUCUGGAAGCAGGAUCCCCAUGAGCAACUCCUAGUGCUAGCAUUCAACGAAGGACCUUCUCGACUUGACGCUACGCUGACUUAUUACGAGUCUUUAUUCUCUCAGACUACCAUGGAGAACUUGGUGGAGACAUAUCGACGCCUACUCGCUCUGUUGAUCGAUUGCCAGUAUCAGACCGUAGGCGACGUCAAAACUGAACUCACUUCGUAG